Talaromyces proteolyticus is the source of this 2826-nucleotide messenger RNA. Its product is annotated as putative AP-2 adaptor complex subunit alpha. Gene Ontology annotation, biological process: intracellular protein transport; clathrin-dependent endocytosis. Bases 1 to 2826 code for a protein of 941 amino acids. Gene Ontology annotation, cellular component: AP-2 adaptor complex; membrane coat. Gene Ontology annotation, molecular function: clathrin-cargo adaptor activity. The transcript has 4 exons. NCBI's taxonomy places the organism in Eukaryota, Fungi, Ascomycota, Eurotiomycetes, Eurotiales, Trichocomaceae. The record is from RefSeq and is a predicted model, not a curated record.
AUGUCGUCGAUGCGAGGUCUAGUCCAAUUUAUCGCCGAUUUGCGAAAUGCCAGAGCAAGAGAACUCGAAGAAAAACGCAUCAACAAAGAAUUAGCCAAUAUUCGACAAAAGUUCAAGGACGGAAGCUUGAAUGGGUAUCAGAGGAAGAAAUAUGUCUGCAAAUUGUUAUAUGUCUACAUUCAGGGAUACGAUGUGGACUUUGGCCAUUUAGAAGCUGUCAAUUUGAUUUCGGCAAAGAAUUACUCGGAAAAGCAGAUUGGUUAUCUAGCAGUUACUCUGUUCCUUCAUGAACAGCAUGAGUUGCUCCAUCUUCUUGUCAACAGUAUCCGCAAGGACUUGAUGAGUAUGAACGAGCUCAAUAACUGUCUGGCUUUGCAUGCGAUCGCUACUGUUGGUGGACGAGAAAUGGGAGAGGCUUUGAGCUCGGAUGUUCAUAGGCUUCUUAUUUCUCCAACGUCCAAAUCGUUUGUGAAAAAGAAGGCCGCGUUGACUCUUCUCCGACUCUAUCGAAAACACCCUAGCAUUGUUCAGCAGGAAUGGGCCGAGCGUAUUAUAUCGCUGAUGGAUGAUCCGGAUAUUGGAGUGACCUUGUCUGUCACCUCGCUCGUUAUGGCUUUAGUGCAGGAGAACCCCGAACAAUACCGAGGAAGCUAUGUCAAAGCUGCGCAACGAUUGAAGAGGAUCGUGGUCGAUGGUGACGUCUCGGCUGAUUAUUUGUACUAUCGGGUUCCCUGUCCGUGGCUUCAAGUAAAGCUGAUACGGCUGCUUCAGUACUACCCGCCGUCUGAGGAUACUCAUGUUCGAGAAUUGAUUCGACAGUCUUUGGAGCAAGUUAUGAACCAGGCUAUGGACACGCCAAAAAAUGUGCAGCAGAAUAACGCGCAAAACGCGGUCUUGUUUGAGGCGAUUAAUCUACUAAUACAUUUGGAUACCGAACAUGCUUUGAUGCUGCAAAUAUCUUCACGACUUGGAAAAUUUAUCCAAUCACGCGAGACCAAUGUCCGCUAUCUCGGGUUAGAAGCCAUGACCCAUUUUGCUGCUCGCGCCGAAACUUUGGAUCCUAUUAAAAAGCACCAGCCAUUCAUCCUAGGAUCGCUGAGAGAUCGUGACAUCAGCGUUCGACGAAAGGGGCUGGAUCUCCUUUAUAGCAUGUGCGACGUGACCAAUGCCCGACCUAUUGUUGCCGAGCUACUCGCCUACUUGCAGUCGGCCGACUUUGCUAUUCGGGAAGAAAUGGUUCUCAAAGUCGCUAUUUUAGCGGAAAAGUACGCUACAGAUGCGCAGUGGUACAUUGACACAUCUUUGAAGCUCAUUUCACUGGCCGGUGAACAUGUGAGCGACGAGGUGUGGCAGCGAGUUAUCCAGAUCGUCACGAAUAACGAAGAACUGCAGGCCUACGCGGCCGAUCAUCUCUUGAAAUACCUCAAGGGAGACUGCCACGACAGUCUCAUAAAGAUUGGAAGCUAUGUGCUGGGCGAAUUUGGCCACUUGAUCGCCGAUAACGAAGGCUCUAGCCCGAUUGAGCAAUUCCUGGCUCUCCAACCAAAAAUGUUCACAUGUUCUGAUAAUACCCGCGCCAUGAUUCUUUCGUCGUUCAUUAAGUUUGUGAAUCUUUUCCCUGAAAUCAAGCCCCAGCUAUUACAGAUGUUCCGGCUGUAUAGCCAUUCUCCAGAUCCCGAAUUGCAGCAGAGAGCCUUUGAGUAUAUGAAACUGGCUAGCAUGCCAUCGGACGAUCUCCUUCGAACGGUGUGUGAUGAGAUGCCGCCAUUCUCAGAGAGAGCUAGUGUGUUGUUGUCGCGUCUACACCAACGGACGGCUGGUACUAGUGAUAAGCGGACGUGGGUCGUGGGAGGAAAGGAUGCCAAUACAGAUAAACAAGAAGUCUUGAUGGCCCAAACGACAGGACUGAAGCGCACAUUCACGACGAUUGUCAAUGGCGGACGUAACGGCACCAACGGGUCAGCCGGGCCAGCCAAACGGGGAGCCUCGAAUGACCUUGCCGGACUUGACAUGUCUCCUACAGAUACACCCGCACCGGCACCCAACCUAGCCAGCGCUGCUCACUUGAGCCCAGACUGGGAAUUCGGAUUCAACCGGCUGUACUACGCGGACGAAGGCGUGUUGUUCGAAGAUGCACAGAUCCAGGUUGGACUGCGCUCAGAGUAUCGAGCGCAUCUUGGUGUAGUCAAAAUCUACUUCACGAACAAAGCGUCUUUCCCCAUCGGCUCAUUCACGACGACGCUCGACAACCGAGCAGCGCCGAAUUUGAAGAUUGACACCAAAAACCUACCGGAAUCAUCCAUAGGGCCGUCAGCACAGACCCACCAGACAUUAUUCUUCGAAGCCUACGGCCCGUUCUCAGACGCCCCGACGAUCCGCAUUUCCUAUCUCGCCGGGGCAUUGCAGGCUUAUACGCUGCAGCUGCCGAUUCUGAUGCACCGGUACAUGGAUCCAUCGGAGCUAACUGUCGAAGACUUUUUCAAGCGAUGGAGACAAAUCGGCGGAUCGCCAUUAGAAGCGCAAAAGACGUUUGGGGUGAGCGGGAAGGGCCGCGUGAUCAGCGAGAAGUUUACGAAGAACACAGUGGCAGGAUUCCGAUGGAGAGUUCUCUCUGGUGUUGACCCCAACCCGCAUAACAUUGUCGGAUGUGCGGUCUACCAAGUCGAAAAUGGCAAGACGGGUUGUUUGCUUCGGUUAGAGCCGAAUUACGAGAAGAAUAUGUACCGCUUGACGAUCCGGGCAACGCAAGAACAAGUGCCGCAGAUUCUAGUUCGCCAGAUGGAGCAGAAGCUGUCGCAGGGGGUCAGCAUUGACGGCGACCGAUGA